Molecule: messenger RNA, 1671 nt
Organism: Pseudopodoces humilis (Tibetan ground-tit)
Lineage: Eukaryota; Metazoa; Chordata; Aves; Passeriformes; Paridae
Cellular component (GO): nucleus
Source: RefSeq, a predicted model, not a curated record
CGCGCCCCCCGCGCCCCGCACGCCCCUCCCGGCGCAGCCUCGCAGGCGAUGCCAGCGUCUGGCCGGAAGAGGAAGGCCAACUUCUCCAAUGACGAGACCGAGACGCUGGUCUGGAAUGUGGUCCGGCAUUUCAGCGCCCUGUACGGGUCCGAGGCCCUGCGGGCUCACCCCGUGCGGCGGAAGCAGCUCUGGACCCAAAUCCAAAGCCGUGUCAACUUCCUGGGCUACACCGAGCGCUCCAUCGACGACCUCAAGCACAAGUGGCGCGACCUGCGGCUGGACGUCAAGAAGAAAAUCACCUCCAAGAAGCACCUGCCCAUGAACCGCGCCGGGGGGCCGCUCCACAAGCCUCGCCUCACGCCCCUGGAGAAGAUGGUGGCUUCCACCUUCCUGCAGGCCAGCCACGACUCGGAGCCCGAGAUCAUCCUGGACCCAGAUCUGUUCUUCCCUGGAGCGUCCAAGCAGCCCUUCAUGCACCUGCAGCCCGGCGUGAGCCACCCCAGCAUCUACAUCGACACCAACGGGCAGCCCUCGGCCCUGCCCGACGUGGAGGGCUCGGCCGUGCCGCGCCUGCCGGGACAGAGCCCCGACCCCGCCGGAGGCUGCGAGUACGGCCGAGGAGAGGGGCAGGGCGGCUCCGCCGAGUCGGGACAGGAGCUGCGCACUCCAGACGCGUCGGCCAUCUCCCCAUCCCUGCGAAACGAGUCCCUGGUCUCCUACGCCUCCAUGUCCGAGGAGGAGGAACGGGAAGGCCGGGAGGUGGAGAGGGGCCACGGUGGGGCCGCGGGGAUGCAGCCGGGGCCCGAGGCCCCCAUGGCAGCGGAGGAGGACAUGAAGCUGUCCCGCCAGGCCAUGCUGAUCCGCCGGUGCAGCUCCCAGGGCUCCGUCACUUCCCUGCCCGAGGACUCUCUGAACCCCGCGGACGCUCACUCGGACUGGGGGCACGAGGGGGUGUCCGACCUGCCCGCCCUGGGCCGCGGCCUCGACUCGGCACAUCCCGAGGAGCAGGCGGGGGGCCCGGGCCCGGAGAUGGGCGCCUUGCCCAGGGUACUGAUGGGGCCCACCUGGGAGAAGGCUCCGGCGGAGGAGGAGCCCCCGGCCCGCUCCCCGCUGCACGGCGCCCUGACCGAGGAAUCGCUGCCCUCCUCGGCCUCCCCGCCGGGAGACGCUCCGGCCUCCGCCGGCCCCGGCCGCGGGCUGGGCUGCUCCCGCCUGCGCGAGGACCGCCGCGAGAGCUGGAGGACUAGCAUCCAUCACCUGCUCGACCUGGAGGAGCAGUGGGACCAGCUGUACCACCAGGAGCUGGCCAUGUGGCAGGAGGAACGGGCCACCCAGCGCGAGGAGCGGGCGCGCGACCGGGAGCUGCAGUUCCGCCUGCUCGGCGUCCUCACGGACAUCCGCGACGAGCUGCGCUACCUGCGCCAGGAGCGCGCCGGCGCCCGCCAGAGCCCGGCCCCGCCGCCCCCCGAGCCCCGCCGCGACCCCAGCCCGCUCCUCGAGCAGCCCAAAGCCGAGCCCGGCUUCCCCGAGCCGCCGGCCGGGAGCGCCGGCUGGGCUGACGCCGCCGUGCCCAGCCGGAGCCCCUUCGGCAACCGCGGCCGGGGCCGGCGCCGCGGGCGGCCGCGCGGCUCCGCUUCCCGACACAGACGCCUCUUCCUCACCAACAGCUAG